Messenger RNA from Spea bombifrons (plains spadefoot toad), 2912 nucleotides. RefSeq names its product diacylglycerol lipase beta (gene DAGLB). The transcript has 15 exons. Bases 178 to 2199 code for a protein of 673 amino acids. Gene Ontology annotation, biological process: lipid metabolic process. The record is from RefSeq and is a predicted model, not a curated record. Lineage: Eukaryota; Metazoa; Chordata; Amphibia; Anura; Pelobatidae.
AGCGCCGCACACGGAGUGCAGGGAUGGGGAAAUGGUGUUUGUUGAGGCACUCAGGAAACAGGGUGUGGAUACGGAGUCUUGUCCCCCGGGAAACAGAGGCAACCUAACAACUACGGGGCUGAUUAUACGGACCCCCGGGGCCCUCGCACUCUUUCCUUCCCCCGGCCCGGCGGCAGGAUGCCCGGGUUGCUUAUGUUUGGCCGGCGCUGGGCUAUCGCCAGCGAUGAUCUCGUGUUUCCUGGAGCCUUCGAGCUGCUGGUGAGGCUGAUAUGGUGGAUCGGGAUCGUGGCUCUUUAUUCUGUCCACAAAGGUCACUUUGAAUGUGUCGGCGGACCCGCUCUACACAGUUAUCUGAUUGUACUGAUUGUCCUUUUGGCAGCCAUCAUUUGCACCCUCUCUGCCAUCGUAUAUGUCAGCAUGCAAGGUACUAUCUCCAACCCUGGCCCGCGGAAGUGCAUGCCCAAAGUGAUGUAUGUGCGUCUCACGCUGUACCUCCCCGAGCUGGCGUGGGCCGUAUUGGGGGCCAUCUGGGUGUCCGACAACAGUGUGCGAUGUGACAAAGCACUAGUGCACGUCGUGCUCCUGACUGUUAUUGCCAGUUGGGUAAUCUUAUUCUUCACCAUGAUAGCGGUCGUUAUUGUUUUCGAUCCACUGGGCCACAAGAAGGCGUUAUACUACGCGGACAACGAAAUUCACAACCUGGAGAGCAGCCAGUCCCACCAGGUCCUCUCCAACGUCAAGAAAACCGCCGCCAGGGUUUGGGAGACUCGCAUCCGACUCCUGUGCUGCUGCGCCGGGAAUGACAAUGACAACAGAGUCGCCUUCUCCAGCAUCGCAGAACUCCUCAGCUCCUUCUUCUCUGACACAGACUUGGUGCCCAGCGACAUUGCUGCGGGGCUCACUCUUCUUCACCAAGAACAGGACAAAGUGGAGCUCAGCAGGGAUCCUGACGAGGUGGUGUGCAGCUCACCACCACAUUCUGGGGGGGAGGAACUGGAAGUGGAGUUGGAGAAGGCCGCUCAUUACAUGAAGUUUGCAGUGGCUGCCUAUGGUUGGCCUUUCUACAUAUACGGCAAUCCGAUUACCGGACUGUGUAAGCUCUGCGGAGAGAGUUGCCAGCAUAGAAGAGCAGAGUAUGAAAUAGUGGGGGGCGACCAUCUGAACUUUCACUUUGGUUCCAUUUUGCAAACCACGGGCCUCCAGUACCGCGACUUCAUCCACAUCAGUUUCCAUAACAAGAUUUAUGAAAUCCCAUUUUUUGUAGCCCUCGACCAUAAAACUGAAGCCAUCUUGGUAUCUGUAAGAGGAACAUUAUCCCUUGAGGACGUCCUGACCGAUCUGUCCGCCGACUGUGAAAAUCUCCACACGGAAGGAGUGGAGGGAGAUUGUUUGUCACACAAGGGAAUUACGCAAGCGGCCCGUUAUAUUUACGAACGGCUUAUAAAUGAUGGGAUUUUGAACCAAGCUUUUUCCAUUGCCCCGGAAUACAAGCUCGUCAUUGUGGGACACAGUUUGGGAGCCGGAGCGGCGUCUGUGUUGGCGAUUCUACUCCGGAGUUCCUUCCCCACGUUGAAGUGUUAUGCGUUCUCUCCACCGGGCGGCCUGCUAAGCAAAGCACUUUCCGACUAUACAAAGGAUUUCAUCAUCUCCAUCAUUGUGGGAAAGGAUCUGGUUCCGAGGCUCAGUUUACCCAACAUGGAGGAUUUAAAGGCAAGAAUAUUGAGGAUGGUUGUGAACUGCAAUCGGCCCAAGUACCAGAUCCUGCUGCGGGGGUGCUGGUAUGAAAUAUUUGGUGGAAACCCAGAUGACUUCCCGACUGAACUCGACGGCAGAAACCGCUCGCUGUCACAACCACUACUCGCUGAGCAAGCGUUACUGGUUCACACAUCACCUUCAUACAAUACCCUGAUAGAGGGAUCUCCGACAGGCUCUCCAAGGCAUUCUCCUCUGUAUCUGCCAGGGAAGAUCAUCCACAUCAUCACAGAGAGAAGAUCAGGAUGGUUGUGCUUUUCGGACGUCAAGUACAGCGUCAAGUGGUCAAAGGAAACGGCGUUCAGCGGUAUAUACAUCAGUCCCCGGAUGAUCACGGAUCACAUGCCAGACGUUGUACUUAAGGCUUUAAAGAGUCUGUGUAAGGAAAGAACCGGUUGCACUUCCUGCCAAACACCGCAAGGCAUUUUAUACGGAAAUCGGAUAUAACACAUGCGCGGACCGCAAGCACAACGCCACGUUUUAGCUUUCAUGCUUACCGGCCGCGGACUGGAGAGACCAAAUCUAAAGGAACGGGGAGAAAUCACUCUCUAAAACCAUCGUGUGUUAAGCAGUUUGUGUUUUGUGAACGUUUGACAUUUUCAUUAAAUGCAAGUGUUUUGGAAGCAGUUAUCCCCCCUUAUGCAGGAAGACUGGAGAGGGGGGGCUACAAGGACCCCAAAUGCCAGAUGAUUGAAAGUCUCUGGAUACUGGAAGACUUAAAGUGUUCGCGGCUUUCUGGCUUCUGAAGCAUACUACGCACUUGCGAUUGGAACAUUGAAGCAGCGUUGUUGGAUAGAUCCAUGUCUAAUUCCCAUGUAUGUGUGGAUAAUUUGCACAAUUUUCAGUUGUCCAAAAAUUAUGAAAACAUGUACGAUGUAUGUACGAGCCAUGUUUUUACAGUGUGGUGUUCUAGCACGGCUUACCCCUUCAUCAGGACUGAGCGUAUUUAGUCGAACGACGGCUACAAACUAAAUAGAAGAUGAGCGAUUGUUAAAAUAUAAGAAAAUAGAUCAAUAGGUAAAGCGGGUUUGAUGUGAUAAAGUGCGCCUUUCUUCCAUAACUCUGUCCUGAUGCAGGUGUCUCCUUAUACAAAUACUUUGAAUAACUUUAUUUAAAAAAAAUCUCAAAAUCCCCAAUAACAAUAAAGUGUAUUCACCGUA